AUGUCUUCAGAGACGACGAAUUCUCCAGGAUGGCACUCUAUACGACCUUGGAUACCACCUUUGACGCUCUCAGUGCGUGAGAUUACCUCCUACACGGAUCCGCUGCUGGCUUGCCUUGGUAUCGAAGCACAAGAAUCGGAUGAAUGCAGCCGUCCAUCGUUUCUGCCGCACUUGGCUGGAGGUCUCUCCGUCGAAGUCGACCGGUCUGCAUGGCGAAGGGUGUUCAUUCGAAUCGACGACAAGGCCGACGAGGCAGUUAUCAUCAUCUACGGCCUGAUGCCAGGCAGGCAGUAUGAUGUCGACCUUGAACUGGUCCAAGGUGGCCACAAAAACAAUAUCCGUCGACAAGUCGUAACCGAAGUCGGAGGCCUUGAAGGAGCCGCUGAGAAUCCUGACUCAUCGACCAUGGACUCUUCAGUGAGCGCUCCAGAGCCGGCGUUUUCCUCCCCGUCCACCUCCCCUUCUCCAAGUACACCAUCGUCCAAUCAGCACCCAUCUCCAGGAUUCACUCCCUUAACACUGGAGGACAGGUUGAACCAGCUCCAACAUACCUUGAAUAUCAUGGCCACCGAACGAGAAACUCUUUCAGCUACCCUCAAGUCAGCCCGUCGUGACGCUCAAAAGGCGGAUGCAAAUGUACGGUCGGAGAUUGAAGCCUUGAAGCGCUCUUCGGAGAAAACAGCAGCAGCCGAGCAUCGUGCAAGACAAAAGGUACUUGCCCUGCAGGAGACUGUCAAGCGCGCGCAGCUCUCUACGAAGGAGAUGGAGGCGCAAGUUAAAGAGGAGGAGGAGGCGCUCCCUGAUCUACAAGCGCAGAGGGAUUUGAAGGAGGGAGAGUAUCUGAAGAUCAAAGGAGAGGCGGACCGUGCGAGAAAAGUAAGGGAAUCCGAGGCAGAGAAGGAGCGGAAACGUGUCGAGCUAAUGAACACAGAGCUCAACAGCCUGAAUAAUAAACUGGAAAGGCUCCAGGCGAAGAAGGAGAAGCUGGAAAAGAGCACUAUACCCGACUUGGAGGAACAGCUAAAGGUUAUCGAACUCGAGAUCGAAACCGCCGAGUUGGAUCCUUUUGGAUUCUCGUUCACUCCUGAUGGUCAGGAACUGGACGAUGAUCCCAUCCUUCUCCGUUCUCAUCAGAAUAGCUCGUUCCCGCGACCUUCGCCUGCACCAAUACAGCGACCCCAAGGUUCUUGGAGUAGUCCACCUCGACAAGCUCAGCGCUCGUCUUCUCUGCAUCAUCAAAAAACGCCAGUAUCUUCUCUGAAAGCCACACACCAUUCGAACUCCAGUUCUUCGUCAUCUUCUCCAUUGCCUGCGGCUACAUCAACACUUUCAAGUCGCGCGCCACCGUUUGAACCUGGGAAGCCAUUGAGAGCGGCCAUAGUAAGUUGA
This is a messenger RNA of Desarmillaria tabescens, 1389 nucleotides long. RefSeq lists its product as uncharacterized. The transcript has 5 exons. The record is from RefSeq and is a predicted model, not a curated record. NCBI's taxonomy places the organism in Eukaryota, Fungi, Basidiomycota, Agaricomycetes, Agaricales, Physalacriaceae. The coding region runs from base 1 to 1389 and encodes 462 amino acids.